AUGUGGAGGCGUACCUACCUGCUACUGGUCCUCGUGCGGCUCUGGUUUGCCCUUUCGCCGAGCUAUCUGCAUCCAGAUGAGAAUUUCCAGGGGCCUGAGGUCAUAGCCGGUGAGAUCUUCAGCUAUCCCGUGCGCCGGACCUGGGAGUUCACGAGUGAGCAUCCCGUUCGCAGCGUCUUUCCCCUGUGGCCUGUCUAUGGCCUCCCCAUGCUGCUGCUGAGGUGGCUCUGGGUUGGCCAUGGUAACGAUGGCGAGGUUCCCCCCAUUGCCGUCUUCUGGACUCUGCGCGUCCUCAUGUUCGUCCUCAGCUUCGUGCUUGAAGACUGGGCCGUUCAUGAGCUGGUCCAGUCCCCGCGACACCGUCGUAUUGCUAUCUUGCUGGUAGCGUCUUCCUAUGUUACCUGGACCUUCCAGACGCAUACCUUUUCAAACUCGAUCGAGACAUUAGUCGUCGCUUGGAGCUUGGUCUUGAUAGACCGCAUCCUGGAUACUUCGUCUCAGCAAACCUCUUCCCUUCUUGCCUCGACCGUUCUCGGCGUUGUUUCCGUCUUCGGCGCCUUUAAUAGAAUAACAUUCCCAGCGUUUUUGUUGAUUCCUGGCUUUCGAUUGAUACCCCUUUUUUGGAAAAGACCUCUGUCUCUUGCUGUAUUAGUAGCGUCUGCUCUCCUCACUGUAAUAAUCGCCGUGUCCCUCGACACUUCCUUUUACACACCGCACUCGAUCAACUGGUCAGACCUGGUGCGGAACCCCGUCAUCACACCCUGGAACAACCUGCGGUAUAACAUGUCGCCAGCCAAUUUGGCACAGCACGGGAUACAUCCAUGGUAUCAGCACAUGCUUGUGAACAUACCAAUGUUGCUGGGUCCCGCUGCCGGCCUUCUGUUCUUUCAGCCGCACCUAUCGUUGCGGCUCUAUUCGGCAAUAUCGGGCAUAUUUGUGUUGUCUGUAUUCCAGCACCAGGAGGCACGAUUCCUGCUACCCACGAUACCUCUAAUUCUAUCAUCGGUGCAGCUACCAAGGAAUACAACAGUUCUCAGGAUCUGGGUGGGCGCAUGGGUCCUCUUCAACGUGGCGCUCUCCAUGUUGAUGGGACUUUAUCAUCAAGGCGGUAUUGUGCCAGGCCAAGUCUUCCUUAGUAAGCAGCCGGACGCAACCGAAGCAAUAUGGUGGAAGACCUACAUGCCACCCAUCUGGCUGCUGAACGGCAAGAACGAGGUAUUGCGCACACAAGACGUCAUGGAUCUGGAAGGUAGCAAACUGCUGGAAGAGCUCGGAAGACUAGCCACGUGCGACACGCCAGCAGAUCGCAGGAACAACGAGUACCUCAAGGAGUCUAAUGGUACUUAUUUGAUGGCGCCCUUGUCGGCUACUUGGCUGGACGCAUAUCUUCCCAACAAGGGGCUUGACGGCUUACGGUUCAGAGAGGUCUGGCGGCACACGCAACACUUGAAUCUGGAUGAUCUGGACUGGGCCGAAGAUGGUAUCUGGGCAACACUCAGGAGGGUGAUUGGCCGGCGAGGUCUGGCAGCCUGGCGGGUCACUAAGAGUUGUUGA
Molecule: messenger RNA, 1554 nt
Organism: Pestalotiopsis fici W106-1
Lineage: Eukaryota; Fungi; Ascomycota; Sordariomycetes; Amphisphaeriales; Sporocadaceae
Product: GPI mannosyltransferase 4
Exons: 3
Coding region: 1-1554 (517 amino acids)
Biological process (GO): GPI anchor biosynthetic process
Cellular component (GO): endoplasmic reticulum membrane
Molecular function (GO): alpha-1,2-mannosyltransferase activity
Source: RefSeq, a predicted model, not a curated record